This is a messenger RNA of Cryptomeria japonica (Japanese cedar), 540 nucleotides long. RefSeq lists its product as uncharacterized. The transcript is spliced from 2 exons. Bases 1 to 540 code for a protein of 179 amino acids. Lineage: Eukaryota; Viridiplantae; Streptophyta; Pinopsida; Cupressales; Cupressaceae. The record is from RefSeq and is a predicted model, not a curated record.
AUGGAGGACCAUAGGGCAAAGCAGAAUGACAUUGAAAAUAGAAGUGGAAUUAAAAAUGGGAACAUUGGAAACAAUCGAGGGGCUGAGAUAGACAAUAGGAGGGAAAACAAUAUGUUGGAGCUAUCUAAGGAUUUGAAGAAAAUCACCCCGCCUAAGUUUGAUGGAAAGCAAAUUGCUGAAGGAGCUGAAAAUUGGUUGAAUGAAAUGGAAAAUUACUUUGAACUAAGGGACUUUAGCAAAGCAACCAAGGCCUUAUGGGGUUCCUAUAAACUCAUAGGGGAGGCAGCUAGCUGGUGGUUACCACAAGUAUUCUUUGUUGAGAAGGUGACAAAAUUCCAUAAUCUUCGACAAGGGUCCUUGAUAGUCCAACAAUAUUGGGAUAAGUUUGUUAAAUUGCUUAACUAUGUACCCAUGUAUAAGAAGGAUGAGAAAGGACAAGCCAAUAAGUUCAUUUUAGGGAUAAACACCAACAUAGAGGCAAAAGUUGACAUGCAUGGCCCUGAAAACAAGAAUGAUGUACUUGAGAAGUCUUUAAAGUAG